Molecule: messenger RNA, 2515 nt
Organism: Blepharisma stoltei
Lineage: Eukaryota; Ciliophora; Heterotrichea; Heterotrichida; Blepharismidae
Source: the annotation of a GenBank genome assembly
AUGGAAGACCCAGUUAGCCUUUCUGACACUGAGGAAUACAGUGCUCAAGAAGAUUCACCUAAAGCAAGGCCUAAAAAUCAAGAACUCCUAGUAAUGACUGUUGAGAUUGGUGAUGGCCGUCAAGAUAUUAUUACUAUAAGCGAAAAUGAUGAUCCCUUCCAGCUAGCUCACGACUUUGCAAUGAAGCAUAAACUUGACAAAUCUCUUCAGCAGUCUUUAGCCCAUGUGAUUAGACAGAACAAAGAGCUCGUCGAGAAGCGUGCAAAUUCAACUUCUCCAGACCUAGGAAAAAUGUCUGAUUUCUUUGGCUCAUACUCUAGCUCUUACACCCCAAAGGACAAUUUUCUAUUCGAAACUAACAGCAAAGGCAAUCAUGCCCCUACAAUUAACCCCCGCUCAAAAGCUCUUGCAAAUAAGCGACAAAGCCAAGGGAGUGUAUAUGAUCGGCUUUAUCGACAAGGAGCCAAGCCUUCAAAAUCUGUGCUUUCUAACAACACGACCACUGCACUUACCAAAUCUAAAACUCAAAGCAAUAUUAACUAUGGAGAAUGGCUGUAUAUAAAAGGACUUAAGCAAAAAGAAGCACUGCUUAAGAACGGAGAAGCCAAAAGACAAGAAAACGAAAGCAAAGAGCUGAUGAGCUACAGUUUUAAGCCACAAAUCAACAAGUUUUCAAGCUUGCUUUCUCCUAGAAACUAUGAGAAAACUGAGGAUUUGCUUAAUAGAAAAGCUGAGGAGUAUAAAGAAAGAUUAGCUGAUUUAAAAGCAAAGGUAGAAGUUGAUGAGAUGAAGGAGUGCACAUUUACGCCAGCAAUUAAAGAAACAUCGUGGAAUAGAUCCAGGACUAGCACUAAGCCUAUUCAUGAAGAGUUGUUUUCACAAGCUAGUAGAAAAAAAGAAAAGCAGAUUGAGCUGGAAGAAGAAAGCAUUAGACAGUACAGUUUUAGACCUGAAAUCCAUGUAGAAAAAAAAGAAGUGGAAAGCACUAAUGAAUUUAUUGAAAGACUUGUAAAUUCAAAGAAAAAGGUAUAGAAAUUGCCCGAGGAUGGCGCUAUUUGCGCCAUCCUCGGGCAACCGAAAAUCGGCUCCACACGGGAACGAUUUUCCACGUGUGGAACCAUUUUUCCACACGUGAGAAUCCUGACUUCCACGUGCGAAAAAAUCGCUCCACACGUGGAAAAUCGUUCCCGUGUGGAGCCGAUUCUCUGGCAAUUAGUAUAGAAGAAGAGCUGGAAGCUAUGAGAUUGCAGCAGCAGCCUACGCAUGAUGAAAGCACUGGGCAAAGAUUAUUCCACCCACAAACUUAUAGCAAAACGAAUAGAAAUGAGCAGCCUAUAUGGGAACAUUUGUAUUCAUUAAAAGAUGAGAAGCAAAAGAAAAUUAAUGAGGUAACUGCGGAAACACAGACUUUUUGGAAUGCGACAGCAGCUGCACAGAAAGCAAGUGCAGCAUCUCAAAAAAUUUUUAAGGAUUUCAGAAUCAAGCAAUAUCAAGAUUUGAUAGGUGUAAGAUUUUUUAACGUAUCUGCUUCCAAAGUGGUAUUCUGCAUGUUCCGAUUAGACAGGUGGUGGCACAAGCGAAUUGGGUUCCACCUCUGGUACCUCUAAGCCCAGGCCGAAACUUCUGGCUUUUCGGAAGUGGUAUGCCCUAUUGGGUAUGAUCCUUUACAAGGCACCGCCACUUCCAGAUCAACCAAUUUAUGGACCCUUUCAACUGAAGUGACCGCCGAUAGUUGUCUAACUCCCUUUUUUCAGGUCAUCCCUAGAAAAAUACUUAACCUCUUCGACUAUUCACAGUAGUAGCUUGAGCAGGUAAGUCGACUUGCUCCAUCUCGAGUACCUACUGGCUUGGGUGCUGCUGGAAAAUGAGUAGCAAGUAACCGCCCAUUGAAUAAGGUCACAAACAAUUGCUUUCAUCCUUAUGCCUCCCACCUCGAGGCUCCUGAUAUUCUUAGCCCACUCACAGCUCCAGCAACCAUGCCCGAAUAUGCAUGUGUCACCGUCACUGAGAGGACGGGUCGGUCCCAAUACACCUUUUUAUAUAUAUAAUCAAGCAAUAUCAAAAGCUCUUCUCUACCCUCGAUUCUGACAACGACGGGAAAAUUUCGUCCCAAGAAAUCAAUAUAGAUGACCUUGAUGGCAAAAACCUUGCGAUUUUGACCCCAAUUUUCAAUGACAUUGAAACCUCCCAAUCUCCAAUGGAAUUUCCCGAAUUUGCUGAAAAAUUGGAAGAACUUUGCAACACUCUGACUGUUGAAGAAAGAGCUCAUCUCCUUAAACGAGAAACCAUUGCAGAAAUCAAACAGCAAGAAACCAGCCAAGAAGCUCCAGUUCUUAUUAGUGAAAAGUCUAUUAAACUUGCAGAGAAAUCAAGGUCAUCACUUCCAGAAGACAUCUAUGAGCGCUCAGUUAUGACGACUAAGCUAAACCAAUUGAAACUGGCCAAGCAAAAAGAAAUGAAGGAGCACCAAGAGCUCCAAAGCUGCACGUUCCGGCCGUCAUUAAAAUCAAAAUAA